GUUACAGGAUCAAACAUGGGUAUGUACGGUGGCAAUGACCCUCGCCUUGAGGAAAAGGCGGACAUGAAACAAGUGAAUAAGAAACUAGCAGAUUAUAUACAGCAAGUGCGUAACCUCGGGCCCCCGGGGGAGGGGGAUUCCUCAAGAUUCUUAGACACCCUUCGUUCCAUGGAGAAUGAUCUACAAAAAAUGAAAUCAAUGUACGAAAAUGAGCUAGAAAAAUGCAGAAAGAAACUUGAAGAAUCAGAUCGACAGAAGAAUAUGGCCCUGUCUGAAAUUGAAGCAAACAAACGAGCAGCUAAAGAUUUCGAGGAUAGGUUCCGUUGUGAAGGUGAUAAGAACCGGAAGUUGAUGAACGACAUAAACUGUCUGCAAAAGAAGGUUUCUGACCUUGAACGAGAGCUUGCCAAUGUCAAAUCAUCAGCGCAGGGGCCGCAGACACUUCUAUCUAACAUGCAGAGUGACUUAAACAGGGAGCAAAACAAGAACAAACAGCUUUCAAACGAGUUAGAUAAGGAAAAGACGAAGAGUAAACAAUUGGAAGACAGAGUUAAAACGCUACAGGAAAAAGUUAACUUUAACGAUGAACUAUCGAAUGAACAGAUGAAGGACAAUGCAAAACGUCUUGAACAUGCAAAGAAGGUGAUCAGUGAUUUAGAGGCAAAGAAUCGUGAGUUGGAGAAACAAUGCGCAAGCAUUCCUGACGCCCUAGAAAAAAUGAAAAAGAAGACGGAACAAGAAUUGCAAAAAUACAAGGACGACAUGGAGAAGGACAACAAAAGAAACAACGACACUAUCAGGUCUCAACUAAACGACCAGAGCCGAACUAUCGAACAACUAAAAGCUGACAAUGCUAAACUUGAAACCGAAAAUCAGAGGCUGAUGGGAGUUUUGAGGAAACUAGAAGGUCAAGUUAAAGAUCUGACCAAGGAGAAAGCGGCACUGGAAGAACAGAUGCGGCUUGAGAGGAGUAAAGCGUGCGAGCAAGUUCGAAUUCUUGAAAGAAAACUUAAAGAACUGCAGGAUCAACUGAUUGACAAGAUGCAAGAAGUAAACACUGGCAGAGAUGCUCAAGUUUCCCUACGAGAAGAAAUACAGCACGCACAACUUCUUCUGGAAAUGGAACAAAACAGGUUGAAUGCAAGACAGAAUAGUGACAUGACUGGUAAUAGUAGAGGUAACCUAAGUUCUGCAGCUAGCAGUCAGUACGGGUAUACAAGAGGUGGUCUAGAAUCAUCCGGUUCUGAUAGAUGUGGUGGGGACAGUGGUAAACUGGCUGCUUCAAAGAUUACUGGGCGCAGGAAUGAACAGAGGACAGAGUACCAAUCUGCUCACAAAGGACGUAAUCCCUAUGGAAGUUACGGCAGGUCCAACAGAGGGGGGCUUCCUCAACUUGGAUCAUGUCGGGGUGGCGCUAGUAAUGGUGGAUUACGAUGCAGUAUGCCUAAUUAAACUAGCUACAUGGAUGUUAGAAACAGCAAACAGCUAUCUUAAUAAAUUUAUUGACAUUCUUAAAUACAAAGGGAUCAAUAAGUUUGACUACAUUUACAUAUAGAUUAUUAAUUGCUUACAUUUAGAUAUGUUAUUAUCAACUUUGAUUACAAGUGCUUACAUGUAACUAUAUAUGUAUGUACCUUUAGUUAAUGAUUUAUGCUUGAACAGUUUCAAGUUAAGAAACCUCUCAAAUACAAUAUAAAGUGAGAUAAGAGUAUAUGAGUCACGCAGCAAAAAAAUAAUAUGAGCCG
This is a messenger RNA of Ruditapes philippinarum (Manila clam), 1745 nucleotides long. RefSeq names its product prelamin-A/C-like. Bases 16 to 1452 code for a protein of 478 amino acids. NCBI's taxonomy places the organism in Eukaryota, Metazoa, Mollusca, Bivalvia, Venerida, Veneridae. The record is from RefSeq and is a predicted model, not a curated record. The transcript is spliced from 14 exons.